AUGAGCCAACAGGAAAAUAAAGGGAAAAAAAGAACUAGACCAUGUGCAUCAUGUAGAAAAUCCAAAGUUAAAUGUGUAUAUAAUGAAUUUUUACCGUGUGAAAGAUGUAUAAAAAAUGGGUGGAUAUGCUUAUUUGCUGAGGCUACUAAUGAACAAAAUGAUACUAUUAGUAGUAUUGGUACUAGCAGCAAAAAUGGAAUAAUGGUAAAACCAACUAAUGUUAGUCCGCCUAGCACUAUCAACAAUCACAAAACAAGUAGUCCACCUCAGCUAUUUAUUAAACCUAAACAUUAUAUGGUCUCUAAACCGUCACAUGCCACUGUAGUAGAUGAUAAAAAGAGAGAUACUUUAUGGAAAUCCCAUCUUGAACACAAAGUCAAUAACUUAGAAAAUACACUACACAAUGUUUUGCAGAUAUUAGAAAAAAAUAAAAUACAGCAAGACGAACAACUGAAUUUAUUAAAUCAAUUUUUAACAGGUAAUGCUAAUAAAACUAUUAUUGACUGUCCUGCUCCCACCGUUAAUGCUGAUUUUAGAUUCAAUGGUGUAAUCGAUAAAUCUUGUGCGCAGGAAUUAUUAAACAUUUUUGAAAAAAAAUUUGCAUUCCAGUUGUUUGGAUACGAAAUGAAGAAUUUGUCUGUGGAAUUAUUAUGGAAUGAGUGCCCAAUAUUAUUAAAUGCUAUAUCAGCUGUUGCAUGUACACAUAAUCCUUUAUAUGAAAGUAAAUUUGACAAAUUAUUGGAGUCCUUGCAAUAUUUUGCUUCGCAAUUACUUAAUAGUAAUAAUGCUAAUAAUAUUGCAGAAAUAAACAGUAAUUUAGAAUAUACCGUAUUAGCAUUGAUUAUAUCUGUAUUCUGGCUAGAUAAUUGUCAAAUGUUUAUUGCAAUAGCAAUCCAAUUAAUCAGAAAUCACAAGGUAGAUCAAAAUAUUGUUGCUAACACUAAUAAAGAAAAUAACGCUCAAUUAUGGAGGUUAUGGUAUCUUUUAUAUAUAUUAGAUGGUACACAGGAUUUAACUUCUGGCAAGUCGCCAUCAAUAAUGGCUAAAGAUGAACCGCUUUUAUUAACUGCAAGAAAUGAUUUUAUUAGGAAACUCAAAACCAUUAUAUCACCAAACCAACGUAACAAGAAUAUUAAUAAUAAUUUGUCCAAUUCAAAGACCAACCUGGAAAUUUUAUUUGAAACAAACAUAUCUGGAGAAGAAAAUAUAGCCACUGAAAAACAAUUACUCUUAAUGAAUAACACUGAUGUGCAUAAAAUACAUAUUGCUGAUUCACUUUUACAAGAUAUAAGGUUAUUAACUCAAUUAGAAUAUCAUAUGUCAAUAGAAUCUAUAUUUAAAUCACAUAGAGACAAUGCUUCUAGGAAAUCGAUACUGCUAAUGGAUCCCACCAACUUUGGAAUAAUGUGGAAAACAAACAUGAGUUUAGACAGAUGGAUGUUAUCUUGGACAAUCGCAUUACAAUAUAUUGACGUAGAGACAAAUCCUUGGGCGUUAAAAUCAACCCUACUUUAUUAUAAUUUUGCAAGGCUUUAUAUAAAUGCGAAACCGUUGUUGGACUAUAAUGGCAAUUUACAACAAUUGUUUUCUACUGAUCAAUUAAAUAAAAUAUGGGAUUUUUCUGAAAGACAGAGCACUAAUGAAGAUAAAAACAGGGAAGUUUCUGCAUCGAGAAAAAUAGCAAAUUCUUCAGCAAUUUCAUUAUUGAAAUUAACGGUUAAAGACAAAGAUAUUCAAUCUACCUUCCAAUUUUUACCAAUCCAUAUAUAUGUAAUGCUAUAUUUUGCCAGUUUAGUGGUAUUAUUACCCUUUGAUGACGAUAAUAGUAAUACUAAUACUAGCAACGGUAAUAAGAAUAUCGAAAAAAUAAUUUGUAAUAUGAAAUUAGUGGAAGCUCUAUACAGACUUUUUUGUACAAAAUUGCACUGCGACAAACUCCUUAAAAAAAAAUUAUGUACAAGUGUUAAAGAAUUGAUUGAUGAUGUAAAAAAAAAAUUAAAAGAGAAAUAUGAGGAACGGCUCAUUGAAUUGAAUGAAGAUGAUUUAGAAGAGACCCAUGACAACGAUGGGAGUAGUAAGACUAACAAUAAAAUAAUAUCUGCCUGGCCCGGUAUAAACCACGGUCAUCCAAGUAUAUAA
Saccharomycodes ludwigii is the source of this 2139-nucleotide messenger RNA. RefSeq lists its product as uncharacterized. The record is from RefSeq and is a predicted model, not a curated record. Gene Ontology annotation, molecular function: DNA-binding transcription factor activity, RNA polymerase II-specific; zinc ion binding. The transcript has a single exon. The coding region runs from base 1 to 2139 and encodes 712 amino acids. Gene Ontology annotation, biological process: regulation of DNA-templated transcription. NCBI's taxonomy places the organism in Eukaryota, Fungi, Ascomycota, Saccharomycetes, Saccharomycodales, Saccharomycodaceae.